Molecule: messenger RNA, 5571 nt
Organism: Guillardia theta CCMP2712
Lineage: Eukaryota; Cryptophyceae; Pyrenomonadales; Geminigeraceae
Exons: 4
Coding region: 1-5571 (1856 amino acids)
Molecular function (GO): protein binding
Source: RefSeq, a predicted model, not a curated record
AUGAGUGAAGCUGAACGAGAGCUGGAGACAGCAAUCCGUUUGCUGUCUCAAAAGCGAGGCAGGGUCGAGUUUGGCGAUGCAGGGGUAGCUCGAGCGCAUGGGAUCCUACAAGAUCUGUCAAGGAGGAUGCUAAACUCAUCAGCCGUCUUGUUGGCCCUGUCAGACGCGAACAUAAUGCAAGGAAAACUUGAAUCCGGACUACAGGUUCUUGAAGGGUUGACGGGGGACUUGUUCUCAAGAACAUCAAGUUCCAAUCUAUUCGCAAGAACAAGCAGCUCUGCAUCAGCGAAUGUGAAGAAUGACCUGUGGAUCAAGAUUGCUUCCAGGAAACGAAAAGCUUCACCUGAUCUCCCGAACCUCGAUUCAGAAGAUACAGAUGACCUUCCGUUUUCUGCUGGUGCCCUCAGGCGAGCACAAUUAGUCUAUUCGGAGCUUGUCAAGGAAGGAUUCCUUGAUCUGCGACUGCGGCUGUACAUUGCCUUUAUCAUGAAAUACUUGGGCGACUUCACCUUGUUCGAGAGCUUGCUGCGGCAUCCAGAUAUCGACGAUCAUUUCUAUUUCCGUUACGUAGCCGACUCGCAGCACUGUGAUUGGUUUGACUACAAGUCGAGGUGUUGGUUUCAGCUUCCAUACCUAAAGUGGUUGACAUCCAAUCCUCAAGAAACAGACAUGAACAAAUUGAAGAUACAGUAUUUCUCAUCUUUACUUUCCUGCGGGAACACUAACCAGUCGAAACAGCAUGGAGAAUCAUUUGAAUCGUUUGUGCAAGAGGAAAACUUGAUUGACACUUUCUUGAAAGAAAUCAAUGAAGAAUUCACGCAAUGGAGAGUCUUCAGGGGCCAUCUACUCAUUCGAUAUGGAAAGUUAAAAGCUGCAUACGGCGAUUUGGAGCAAGCGAGUGGAAGUCAUUGCAUUGGUAACCUCGAAUUCAGUCGACUGCUUGGUAUCGCGCACAUACACUUGAGAAAGCUAGAGAUAGAGAAAGCUCAGACUCAUUACGAAUCUAUACUCUCUUCCUCGUCGCUGGAUGUCCAUGAGAAAUAUGCAGACUUUCAAAUGAUGGACAGCGAAAUCCUUGGAAUGUCAGCAAGAGUGGGAAGAGCGAUCUGCUUGAGACUCAAAGGCAAAACAAAUGAACAGAAGAACGAGCUGACACAAAUCAUUGCACGCAACACGCAACUUUUUGAUCCUAGCUACCUGACUCUGAUGUUUCAGAUGUUUGAUAACAAUCUCGACGCUGCGAAAGAUUUGUUGAACAACCUUCAUAAGCUCACAGAUGGGAAAACGUACUGCUAUCACUACACGCUAAAACCCAUACUGCUAGAACAUGAUUUAAGAGAUGAUUCCGAAAUCGUGAAAUUGAAAGACGACUCUAUGUACAUGGAUCGAAUUCUAGAUCUAGUUUACAAUCAGUCCGUACAAGCAGACAACGCCGAACUUAUAUGGAUCGCAGUCCUCGAUCUUAUUGUUGAGGGUCAGUUUGCAGGCGCAUUGAACAUUCUGGAACACAUGAUGCACUGCGAAAGCACUGCCAACACAUCGAUACAACAUGUUGAAUUUCAUUUUGAUAAAUACCAAGAAUAUUGCAAAAGCAUGGAUAAUCAAGUUCUGAAAAUCUCACCCACGAACGAUUAUUUGGAUAAUGAGCUGAGAGCUAUUUUUCAUCUACGGAGGGGGCGAUGGCUGGAGAAGAAUUUAAAGAUGACUUUCGAAGCCUUCGGCGAGUAUUCCAUGGCACUUGAACUGUUGAAUCUCUCGACCAGGAAAAAUUCUAUCAAUGUCAAGCGAAAAGCUUUCUUUAAACGAUUUCGUCUAUUUCUACACAAGGGAAAUUAUUCCGAUGCCAUGAUGGAUCUUAAGUCGUGCAUAGACUUUGCAAACAUACUUGUGCAGACAACGUCGUCUAGAAAUGACUAUGCCAAGGCUUCAUUGAACAGAAGUCUUCAGAAGUAUCAUUUCAAUUUGGGGUUUGUGUCCUUUUGUGUUGGACAGCACGAACAGGCGGAGAUGUCAUUCACUAUCUCUCUAGGCCAUGACGACUUUGUCUCUCGAUCUCACGCCUACCUCGGACUCAUUUAUUCUAAGCAGCCAUCAAAGGCUGCGGAAGCCAUAAAGAGCCUCAAGCAGAGUUUGAAGGGCGCGGAUGAGUUAAAAGAGAACGAAAGAGAAGUCAGAUUGGCCCUGGCAGGGUUGUUAAUGCAACAUACAGUUGAAUACAAAGGUGCAAUACAGCAGUAUUCUCAAGUCGUGAAAUCUCACCCUACAGAUCUGCUUACGCGCUCACUGAGAGCGAACUUGUAUUUCCUGCAGGGAAUGUUUCAAGAAGCACUUGAGGAUUAUUCUCAUUGCUUGAAACUUCCUGGGGAAGGCACUGGCAAUAAUUCAUUGGACUUGAGCUCCUUGCGCUAUUUUCGAGGAUGCUGUUAUCAGAAAUUGGAAAAGUUCUCGGAAGCAAAGAAGGAUUUCGAGAUGAUACAUUCAGAAAAGAAGAAUGAUUCCGAUUUUCUUCAGAGCCUUGCUGCUGUUUAUGAAGCUUGUGGUCAGAUAGAAUCAUCAAUAGAAACCUAUUCCUCCCUCGUUGAGAUUCUGGGGAAGCGUGACAAGACGGAGGAAUACAUUCGAAUUCUAAGGCAUCGGGCGAAGUUGUGCACAAUUUGUGAUCAAGAGACAUGGGCAAUCAAAGACCUAAGUAAAAUCAUUGCGAUGAGACCGAAGGAUGCAGAAGCACAUUACGAGAGAGGUUCGUUGAUCAAAGUCACUCACUUGGACGCACCCACAGCUUCCGAUGAACCACACCAUGUCCAGCUACGCAUGGCAAUCGAUGAUUUUGCUUGCAUAGAAAGUGGUCACCCCCUCUACGUGAAGGCUCGGAUCAAAUUGAAGGCUGUUUGUAACGCAUUGGGUAUUCCAACUGAGGAAGAGUUCAAAGAGCAGCUCAUUAAGAUUGAGAAAAAUCGCAUUGAUGGAAUCGAUCCCGAUUACGUCAUGGAAUAUGUUCUGAAGAUGUCACAAGAAAUCCAACAAGAUGCUGCAAGUGGACUGAGAAAGUUCAAUGUUCGAUGGAACAAAAGUGUAGUGAACCAUGAAACAAAGAAUGAAAACGCACGACAAGUGGACAUUAUUGCAAGUUUAGAUGGAACUUACUGCAUUUCAGAACAUAGAAGAAUAAUCUACGGGGGCAUCAAAUCCAAGUAUUGCGUGUUUGAGAGGGAACUAUCUCAACAAGAUCAUUACCCUUUCAAGAUGCGCUUCAAAGUCUCAGGAGAUUCACAUGAAGUGCAUUUCAUCUGCCAAGACCAGGAAUCUAGAGAUACGAUAUUCAGGACUCAUCAUCGAUUGUCAUACACCUCCGAUACCGGCUCGAUGUACAGGACACCAAUUCACUUGAUGAAAGAGCUUUCUCUCAAACAUAGUAAAGAUGAGAAGCUUCAAUAUCAUUUGGCAAGGUUACAAGAAGAAGAUGGAGACUUUGAAUCUUCGAUCAGAUCCUACUUGAACUCUUUGAGACUUGUCUCUCCUUCUUCUCUUCUCAAAGAUUCCUACUCAGAUGAGUUUCAGCGCUAUCACCAUACUCUGCUCCAGUACAUCCCAGAGCUCUCGCUUGCUAUGUUAUUGCCUUGGAAUGGAAACUCAAGUGCCAAUAGAAUGAAGUCAAAGGUUUUCUACAGACUUGGCUCGAUUGAAAUCAAGCGUUCAGCCCUUUCCGAUUCCCCCAGCACUUUGAACGAGUUUUCCAAAAAUGUUCUGGAGGUUUCAAUGCUACUAGACCGAAAUUUGCUUCAGCCCAAUAUUCUGCUUGGAAAACAUUUCAUGCAGGAGAAAAAGUUUGAAACCGCCAUUCAAUAUUUUCAGAAUGUGAUAAGAAUCAACAAAGAUAUGCCGGAAGCUUACAAUAACCUGGGAGUUGCGCUGGACUGUGUUGGUAGAGAGUCAGAAGCUCUGGAAGCAUUCGGAAAGGCACUGAGAGACAAAUCAAACUUAUAUGUGGCUGAGUGCAACAUCAUUAUGAUUAAGUUGCGACAAGUAAUCUCGAGACAAGAGGCAUCAAGUGUGAACAACCGGCUCGACCAAUUGAUAAACACUAAAAGCUUAUCGAAUUCAUUCAUCUUUACAUUGCGAGGUUUGAGCAAACGAAAACUGAUAACUUUAUUGCAAGACGAUGCAGAAGCAAAGACAAAACUGACGAGUGAAAUGCGAAAAGAUUUCAAGACAGCUUUGAAACUAGAUCCUAUGAAACAGCAAGCAAGGAUGGGACUGAUCUUGUCUUAUCUUGAAGAAUUUGAGGUGCAGUCAGCCAUUGAGUUGCUCGGGAGUUUUCAAGAUCCAUCAGGACAGCCUGGUAGCAGGAAGGAACUCAUCGUGACUGCUCUCAAGCUCAAGUCUUAUUUCGUGAAACCCGUCGCUACCUUUCUGCAUGUGCUUCGCAUGACCCCUGACAUAGAAGAGACCACUCUGCUCCAUCCAAGCGCAGAAUUUGAAGAAUUCCGGAUCAUAGAUCAAUAUCUUCUCAGAUAUCUGCAAAACUCUGCAUUUUCGGUCCAGAUGACACAUCAUUCCUUGCAGAAAUUCAAGAAGCAGAUACAAAUUAUUGUGUAUGGCUUUGAACAAGAUCUUUGCGCCAAAGUGAUUAAGAGCCUAGACAAAAUACUGAUGAUGAGUGAAUGCAAUGAUUACUUGAAGAUUCUUUGUUUGAUGAAACGAACUUUGGCCCAUGAAAGGGUUGGAAACCUGAGACAGGCUGCUACUGAUGCGUUAAUGGCCCUCGAAAUGUUAGGCCUGAACCUUUCAAAGCAGCAAGACAAGCAUCAUUCAUUUCCGACAUGUCAAGGCGACCUGUCUACCUCACUGCUAUAUGCGUUUCUCUGCUAUACAGGAAACUUGCAUGAAAGUGACAAGAUACGCAACUACAAACUAGCGAAACACAUAUACCGAACAGCAACAAUCAUUGAACCAGACAAAGUGUUGGGAUAUUUAAACUUAGGAAAUUUAUACAGGAAACGCUUGAAAUUUUUACAUUGCAUGCAAUCCUACCUUGAUGCAAUGAGAUGUAAUGCCGCAAAUGGGAGAAAAACAAACUCUGAGUUUGCUGUCCAUCUGGAGCAGACUUACGAAUUAUGUACAAAGUACUUUGAAUCUAUGGUAGCCAAGAUGAAGGGCAAUGCUGCUGAGCAAGUCAUUGAAUUAUCAUCCCUUGAAGGAGACUUGCUUCUGAUUGAGCAACGAAUUAAUCGAAUUCAAGCUCCGUCGAGAAGCGUCCGAAUGAGUUUGAAACGUGCCAGUCACGUGUUGCUCCAAAAUGGAGAUAGUGUCCUUAAGGAGCUCCAUACAAAGGGUGCUACAUGCAGAGAGAUCACAGAAAAAUCCUUUCUAUUUGAAGACUUCUAUGCAGCAUUCAAUUCGUUCUCUGAUGUCUUGGAAUCGAUUGUGAGUGACGAUGACAAGCAGAAGCUCGACAAAGAAUUAGAGGAUGACGAUGUCCUGAAAAACAUCGAGAAUGUCUUUGCAAACAAAGAGUAUGCCUUCUUGUCGCAGGCUCUGGAAUUUUGGUCUCGAGCAAGCAUAAGAUGGUAA